UGUCAUGGCUCAUCUAUAGAUGAUGGGAUGAUUCAGAGUGAUGAUGGCCUGGAUAUGAUGGAUGAUUCAUUUGCACACUCUGGUGAUGUGGAUUUGCAGUAUGCACGCCACGUUAUUGUCCUCACAAAGACAAAUGACAUUACAAAAAUUAAGGGCUGGAGGAAUAAACAAUUCGCUGUUAAUGAUAAUCCGUCUCGUUACUCUGGCUUUAGCAAUGAGGCUUUUGAAGAAGAUGAUGGCUUUGAAAGCUGUGAUGUUAAAACAACAGAUGAGACAAACAUGGAGGAAGAUCAGCAAAACCACUGGUAUUCUGAAGACGCCAAACAUGAUGAUACAGACCUAGUAGGUACAUUCAUUAGAGAUGAGGACAGUCAGGUAACAGAGGAGAGGAUUGGCAGCGCCAGUCUUGGGAAACAGAAAAUCAACCCAGUAAAAGAUGAUGUAAUGUUGAGUUCUGGAGCUGUUAUCCGGCCUGAGGCAGUUGAACCUUUGAAACAUCUUCAGGCGAGCAUUACCGAGACUAAUAAUUCCAAAUCUGCCUUUGUAAGUGAUGUAUUGGACAACUACCUUUCAGCCCAUUCUCAGCUCAAUGUUAGCUAUGAAAUUCCAAAACUAGGUGCAGAGGAAGGAAUAACACACCAUUCAAAACAUGAGACAGACCAAUUUCUUUCUCCUUCACCUCCCAAACCCUCACAUACAGUUUCAGAGAAACCGUCUGUACCAAGAAAAACUGGGCCAAAGCCCAAAACUUUAGCGGAAAAAAGAAAACUGUUAGAAAAGGAAAUGCGUGAGGCCGAAUAUAUUAAAGGCCACAAAAAAAGACAACGGGGAAGGCCAAGAUUGCAUCCUAAAAAUGAACCUGUCACACCAAUAAAGUUUCAAAAACAUUUUGAGUCUAAAAUGCCUGUCACUCUGAAAAUCACACCUUCAGUGCCAGAAAAAGAAGAUUUGGAGCAGAAAGUCUUCUCUCUGGAUCCUGACUAUAAAUACGCUUGGAUUGGAAAGAGACCAAUACGAAUUACUGGAAGUAACGUGAACAGGGAACCCACUGUUAAUGAGCAUGUUUUGUUAUGUAAUGUUGAGCCACAAAUUAAACUGAAUCCUACUCAUGUUUCAAUUGCAUCUGAUAUUACAAAGGAUAAAAAUGAAGUUAACACUGAUACAAAGUUAUCCUAUGAAACAAGAGAAUGGAAUAACAGUACGGAAAACAUAACAGCUUGCAGUGAUUUACAGCCACAUUCAUCACAUGAUUCAACAAAUCCUUAUGAAUAUGGAGUGGUGGUUUUUCCUGGUGUAGGUCACCCAUUACAUCCCUUCGCUAUUAAACAUCUCAUGUUUUUGAGAAGUUCAGAGGUUUGUAUAGAUAGAAAAUGGGCUGAAUUUGCUGUUGCAGUUGUUACAUCACGCAAGGAUAUCGGCAAUCAUGAACAAACAGAAAAACACGUGAUUCUUGUGAGACACACGCUUCCCUUUCAGGAUUUAAAUUUGGAGACUAAUUCACCCAAAAACAAUGAGAUUUCUCCAUCAGAGUCUGGAAAUAUAUCCUUAAAUACUGAAAUUCCCAGAGACUGUGAUUUGACUUCUUCAUCCUUUAAAAUAACACAGAUGUCUCCAAACCCAGAAUUAUCGAAGCCUAAUCUAAGUUGUACAAAUACUGAUAGUUCAGUAGGGUCAGUAGAGAUUGAUCUUGGAGCCAAGUCUGUGAAUCAUAACAAUGGUAAAGCAGAUAAGAAUCUUUCAUCAAAUUCCAGUUUUGAGCCAUGUGAUAUGGUGCUAAUAGAAGUCAAAGUCAUUCUUACAGAGAUGAUAGAUUGUGUUUUGAAUCAUGAAAUAGAGAAUACAAUUAUACAAGAUGAUCCUGAUGCAGCAAGUUCAGUUACAGUGAUAACUCCGAAGUGUUCUAAGAAAGUUGUCAGCAAAUACAUGAAGAACAAAGUGUAUCGGGAACUUAACCGAUUAAAUGUGAAUGUUAUUGUCAUGGGAGAAGACAGAAAUGGUUAUGUGGAGAAAACGAAUGGAGAUUCCUUCUGUGAACAAGAUUUCUGUCGAUUAGGUUGCGUGUGUGCUAGUCUUGAGGCCUGCCAGUCUAAUGCAGCAUUAUCUGACCACUGUGGCAAUGCAGAAUGCAUGUUUGAAUGUUGUUGCCAAGAACCUUCCACAAACCAGUCAAGUAGCAACUCUGCUGAAGAAAAGCCCUCACUCUUGUACAGUACAGCAAUACGUUUGCAAGAUGAGGGAAACAGGCACCUUGCAAAAGUAGAGAAGGAAUUCCGACACACAGUGAUACAGUCAAAGAAUGAGGUGAUUGUUAUUGGUGGUGGCAGUAAUAGUGAUGGAGGAAGGCGUCGUAGGGAGAAAAAGUUGCCUGAGAGGUAUAGGGAUUCUUCUCUUGUUCUUGGUAAGGAGUUUGCAAUGGCUGAAUUCAAGAUGAUGACAGGUGAGGAUAUAAAUGCUACAUCAGCUCUGUCCGGUAAUACAAAUACUAGACGUGAGCGACAGCUGUAUGUACCAAAUUAUGUGGAAUUAGGAGUACUUAAGUCACCAGCAGCAAGUAUCGCAAAACCACCCCGCAGGUCUUCAAGGGGGAAAUUAACUCUUGACCAGAAGAUGUCACUUUUGUGUGAACACUUCAAGGUUAAGUCUUGUAAAGUUCGUAUUGAAAGAAUGGAAGGAUUAGAAGGUGUUGUGCCAUGGUGUAUGGUUCACUCAAGAUACAACUGCUUUUGUUCUGGACAGAGCUUAAAACCAUUCAAGAGAAUGUUCUACCGACCUAUAGAGAGACCUCCACCAGUUCCAAGCGUACCUCUUGAUUCGACCGGAACAAAAGUGGAUACUGUGAAACAGCAUUGUGCUUCUAGAAAUGUGGCAGUGAAGAGCACAAGUCACAGUACAACCAUUCAUACUCAUAAUGUGAAUCAUCAUUCUGCUCGUACAAGUGGCACUACUGUAAACUAUUGUCUUCGUAAUCAGUCACAUUCGUUCCAAAGGCAGCAUGAGAGAAUUCAUCUUGAAGACUCUGAGACAAUGAAAAAUGUAAUCAGUGCUCAUUACUCGCCAUUCACACCGCCUGUAAACAAAAUCUCUAAAUUAGAUAUGAUGCCAGGUGACUCUGUGACGUCUGCCCCCUUUUCAUUAAAUGAACAGGGAAUCAUGCCCAAUAAUUCUGAUCUUGUAAAGGAUAAUGAGGAAGUUGGCUUUGGCAAGAUUGUAAGCAUCACAUCUCUCAGACCAGAAGAAUUUGAGAAGUGUGGAUCAGUGGAUCAGUCACAUGAUGAUGAAGAUGAAGAAGAAAAGGAAAAAGAAGAAGAAGGAGCCUGUAAUGCGGACAUGUUUCUAAAUCCUGAAAGGCAGUCAACAGAAUUUUUGUCUGGUGGAACAAAUAUAUCAGAAGGUAGUGCUCACUUAAUCCAAACUAAAAUGAAAACACUUAAUUUCCCCAGAGAGCAAGAAUGUCACUCUGAAGAACAAUCUCAUGAAAAUGAAAUAUUUGGAAAACCAUCAUCAGCACUAAUUCCUAUUUUACCAGAAGGUAGCAACGAUAUAAAUUCUGUGCGGCUGGCAGAACUGAUAUCAAAGAAAGACUCUGAGCUUAGAAGCAUUUUGGAAAACUGCAUUGUGCCACUGAAUCUGUCCCAAACUACUAUUGGUUCAAUUCAGUUAAUCAAUUGGAAGAUUCUUUUGGACCAGGUGGAGCGUAAAAUAUAUCAUCUAUGGUUGCAGUAUAAGCAUGGGUCUGUGCCUAAACUUAUUGUUACAGGAACUGCUGAUAAACCUGAUCAAUACUGCAUCAGUCUGCAUAAUACUUAUCCUCAUUCCCUUCCUGAUUUUCACAGUAAAUUACCACCAUUUAUUAUUUUCCUUAUAGAGCAAUUAUGUAUCAGUAGCAGAAUACCUGGUAUUAAUUCAGGAGGCAUAAAUUGUUUUGGACUCCUACAGUUUGAUGGGAACAACUGGGUGUUGGUUGGUUCUUUUCAGAGGAAUAUCAGAGAAGUUGAGCAGAUUCAGACCACAGAACAAGCAGGCUAUCGAGAAACUUCUAAAAGUCAGCAGCAGGAUCAUAUAUCAGUUGAAACUUCCCAGAAGGAAAUACCUGGAGUCAUAAUUGGAAAUGAAUCUAGCAUUUCAGGUGAAAAAGAAAUUACAAAGGAAGAGGAGGAAGAAAUUAAGAAGUUUAAUCAGGAGAACGAAAGUAAUAAGAAUGCAGUUGCUUCAUGUAGUUCACCUCACAAGAAUUUAAGGAAACGCCUGUGUGAUAUUGACAGUUCACAGGAAAGUGUGAAUGAAAAUUUACAAGUAAAUGAAGAACCUUCUGUAAAACAGCAUGGACAGAAACAAGAGAGCUAUCUAGAUCCUAAUGUUUCAUUACAGGAACAAGAUUCGCCUGUUUGUGAAUCAAUCCUUUGUGAAACUACUGGGAUACUCAUAGAUCCUAAUAAACCAUUGGGACCGCAGUUGGUGCAGGCUCGCUCUGUGGAUAUUACAGGAACUCUUGCAGAUUUGACAGAAACCUGUAGAGGUCAUAAUGAACAUAUUGGUAUGGUUUCUUAUGGUGAAUUAACUUCAGAUGGUGUAAGUAAUAAUGACCAGACUGUGAUAAACUGUGUAGAACAGAAGUUUGUUACUACAGGUCUAAAAUCUGUUGCUAGAGAAGUAGUUCAUCUUCCUGAUACUCCUCUUUCAGUUCAGAAUUUAUCCACACAGUCGCCAGAAUCUGUCUGUUGCAAAUCUGAUCCAAAGGUAAUUUGUUCACAGGAACAAAUCAAGAGUGAUGAUAUCUUGAAGGGUAAUGACUGUGAGAUAACAAUGGUGGUGAGUCAGGAACAAAUAUCUCUUAUUUCAGAAGAAACAAAGGAUACUACUAAUCUGGAAUCUGCUAUGGAACAUCCUCUGCCAUCUUCCACUGGCAAAACACCUGUCACUUUUUCUGCUAACAGCUGUAAUUUUGACAGCAUUAUUCAUACUUCAGGGGUUGAAGUUCCACUUCCAACAGGACCUGAUCCUGCUCGAUGGUACAUGUUAAAUAUAAGAAGUCAUUUUGAUUUGCUACAUAUUGCUCAUAGUAAGUGCAUCAUUAGAUAUUCACAGCUGCUUCGAGCUGUCUACUUGGCUAACAGUCAUCGUAAAACUGUCCGUGUACCACUACAGAAGAUACCCAAAAAGGAAAUAAACAGUAAGAAUUCUCAUGUGUCAGAUGACAAAAAGCAAGCUCCUGAUACUACUCAACCAAAAUUUGGUGUGUAUACUGUUCCAAACCUCUAUACUCGAGUUUUCAUUGGUCCAUAUGGUCUCAGAGAUGAGGCUGGUGUGUGUGCUAUCAAGAUUGUAAACGGCAAAUUGGUAAAUACAAUGUACUUAGAUAAGGAAUCCAAUUCUUCAGCUGACACAGAUGAGAGUUUCACUUCAUUAUUGAAAUCUGGUGGAAAAGAGGCAAUUCUGAACAAGAAGAUGGAACAGUUGUAUGAUAGUGUAGCGCUACCUCCAAAAGAUGGUGGAGUGUGUCGAGGUCUGUGGCUAUACACAGCCAAAUCGGAAGACAGAAAGAGCAAAGUAAAGAAUGUAAAGGCAUCUGUUGUAAGCCUAGAUUGGAAUGGAGUGUCAUCAGGCAAUAGUUCUGCUCCUUUACCUGUAACAGGGAUGGGCGAUGGGAAAUCCAACUUUGCAGUGGAUAGAAAGGAGUCAUAUACUGAGUGUCAUGCAGAAAUGGAAGACAGCAAAUCACAUAGUGAAAAUGGAAACAUUGCACAGUAUUCAUUAAAGGAUGGUAUUGGAACUGAGUCUAGAAGACAAGGGUCAAGACGUAAACAGACCCUUGAACUGAAGAAUGACGUGCCUGUAACAAUCAGCUGUCAUAAAAUUUCAGUACAUAAGACUUCAAGAGACAUGGGACAAGAGUCUGUUAAGGAGGAAGGAGAAAAUGUGGAUGGUUCACAUUUGGCAGUUACUGAAUCUUGCCCAAGUACUGCAGAUGUAUUUUCAUCAGUGAAAUCUGAUAGUGAUGAAGAAAUACUUGAUGUGGAAACACCCUGUGACACAGGAGAAUUGUUUCGUAAGACAUAUUUGUUGAUGAAGAAGAAAACUAGAAGGAACAUAAAUAUUUUAGAAAACUUGCAGAAACAGUUUGUUCCAGGAUCCAGAGGUGAUGAAGCAUCAACAAUAUCUAUGUGUGGUACAGCAUCUGUUAACAGUGUGGAUUCUGUGUUGAAAAACUCAUCUGAAGCUCCAAAGGAUGCAGAACCACUAUUUCCACAAGGGUCACCAGUGAUGUCAGUUGGGAAAACCGCUGUGGAGAUCAAACUCGUACCUUCCAUUCCCAGUGUUGGCUACAUAAAAGCUGUCAUGUACCAUAACAAAUCUGUUAUGCUAAAAAGUCCAUUCUCUCUGCAGGGUGAAAGGGUUUACUUCAAGAACUUGGAAACAGCUUCACAUUGGCUUACAGAUGAACUAAAGAAGAAAGUAGAGUUUAUUCCACAUAACAUUACACUUUUAUGGAGAGUUAAACAUGCAACUGUGGAUACCAAAUUUUGCGAACUGUUUAAUUGCAAAAUAUUGAAUGGGAGUCAUUUCUUAACAGAGAUAGGAGUGUUUGGACGACAACAAAAGAGCACUGUAGCGCAUACCAGCCUUGAGCCUGAGUUGCUUCAUGGCUUCCACAAACUUGGGUCCACAUUCUUGUCAGAAGAGCAACUUUGUAGAACCGACAGUGACAACAUACUUAAGCUGGCUAUAAAUGAAGUUAAAAAUGUUGAUCUUACAAAUAUGAAGCUCCUGUCAGAACUGGAGGUACUCAGUAAGAGAAGACUAACAAAUUUUUCAAGAUUCUAUCAGUUAUUGAAAGCUCUUCCAUUUGUUGAAGACAGAAAUAGGGAAAUGGCCAAGUUAAAAGAGGUUUUAGGUGACAAGAUUCCUGUUGUUUUUAAUGUAAAUGCAACUUUCAGUGAUGCAUCAUCCAGGAAAUCUAAGGAUUCUUCUCAUCAUGCUCAGAAUGUUUUGCCUUCACACAAGUUUGAUAGAGAAAACAGGAAUGAAAGUAAUCCAGGUGAUUGCGUAACAAAUGAAAAUUGUGUGGGAGACAGUGUUAUCAACACAGAAAUGGUAAAUAAUGAAAAGCCACUGAUAGCUCACUCUUUGCAAUUAAAAGAGGGCGUGGAUGAUGAUUCUGUUUCUGUGAGCAUUUCAGUUGUGCAAGAUGAUGAACCAGUGCCAACUAUAUCAGACGCCGAGGACAGGGAUGUGGUGACAGUAACUCGAAUUCCACGGGGGUGUGUUGAAGAUAAACUCCUCCAGGAUGUAGUAAAUAGAAAACAUAAGUCAUUUGUUAGCAAAGCUGAAGAUGCCAUUCAUUCCAAAUUUAGUGCUUCAGGAAAGCAAAGGAAAUCAGAAGUUACAACUGUUCUGGACAUACUGCAAGUUAUUCCUUCAAAACCAAAUACUGAUACAUCUGAAAGGCAAGAUAAUCAUAUAGUUAAAAUGGAUGAAUUAAUUGGUUCUCCUAGUAAAUCUGAGAAAGAAGUAAAUGACAUCUCACCUGAAAACUUGAGUACUGUUGGCAUUUUGAAGAAGUCAUCAGAUGAAUCCAUAGGAUUCAUUAGGUUUCCUGCUGUGCAAAAAAUAAAUAAAUCAGAGGAAGUCACAAGGAAGGCAGUCUCAGAACAAAUUGUUCAGAAAGAGCCAAGAAAAUUGUUAAUGGGGUCACUUGAUGUUAAAGAUGCCGUCCCAGACUCGGCCAAAAAUCGGAUUGACACCAAUGAGGAGAUAGAUGUAGGGGGUUCAGUUUCUAAUGGUGGUGGUGUGUGGUACACUUUGAUGCCCUCAGAGAGAAAGAGAAUUUCUAUUUCUGUUGACAACAAGACAAUCAGGACCUCAACUUCACCUGGAGCGAGACAGGACACAAAUUUUAUAUUGCAUAAUGCAGAUAAGUUUAAUUUAAAACAACAACAGCUCGGUUUAAACUCAUCUGGAAAUUUAAUACUGCCUAAUAACGUGAAUGACGUAGAAGACGGCCUUCUCAAAAAAGUACGAACGCACCAGUUGAGUAGGAAUCUACAAAAUAAUUGUGUAAAAGCUGAUAAUUCUGCUGAAAAAGACAUUGCUGUAAAAAACCCAGUCAGUGAUUUGCCUACACAAAUGAGCAUCUCUAAGAGUCCCAGUACAAAUGAGACAGUGUCCGUUAGUGCUCCAUCACUGAAGGGAAACAUUCUUCACGGCCAGAGUUCUGAUUUAAAAUAUGCUGUUUUCGACAAUUCUAAAUGUAAAUUGGUUUCUGGAAGAGUUCUUUCAGGAAAUAAAAUGGGGCACCAUGUUCUAACAAGUGGCCAAAUUGGGAAAAAUAUAAAUUCCCUGUCUUGUACCGAUGCUGCACAGAAGAUAGGAACUGCCACCCCUGUGUUUGUGGCUGUUUUACCAUCAGCAUGUUCAAAUACAACUAUGACCAGCAGCAGCAUUAGUGCUAGUACAGUGAAAAACAGCGUGGCCAAUGAUGAAGGCAGCAACCAACGAACUAAACAGGUCAGACCUCAGAUUGCAUCCAGUGUGGGUCACCCUUCCAGUCAUUUUGUUCACGUAUUGCAACCAGUCAACAGAAAAAAUUUAUGUGCUGCUGGAAAUAGGUUGAUCGGUUUUGAGAGAAGUAAGAACAAUCAGUACCUGAUCUGCAAUGGACACCAAGUCUAUUCAGCACCCGUAUGUUAUCCAGUAUAUGUUCCAACACAAUCACCAUCAAGUGUGGUUAAAAACUCUAAGAAUUUAAACAGUGGUGCUAAUAUAAAUAGUAUUCCAUUGCUUGCGGUUGCGAAUCCAAACACUAGUCUUAAUAAAGAUUGCCACCGUUCACUGGAAUCUUCAAUAGUUAAACCUGUGCAGCCAUCAAAACUCAGCACAAACUCUUUAAAUCCGACUAUAGAAAUAGAACGACUUCAACCUGGUGUGUGUGCUGCUGUUGUACCUGACAAAGUGAGAAAAAUAUCUUGUGAUCUGGUCUCCGAUACAUACGUACCUACAACCAAUAGUUUUCCAAAAUCGACUUUAACAACUCGCUCAACUCAUACAAACUCUACUGCAUCUCAUGUUUUGAUGCGAGAUCUUGUGAAUACAGCACAGAAUAAACCUGUAGUAUCUGUCGUAAGUUCAGAUUCACACGCAGCCACCAUACUCCCCCCAAAAUUAGAAUCAUCCUCAGGUUUCAUUCCAGUUUCAAGGAAAGUACCUUCUGCCAGUCAUUAUAAUUUAAAGAAGAACCCUACAUUUUGCUUUAGAACUGCUGCUUCUAACAUCUCAAUAAGCAAAAUAAUCACAACUGACGUGAAGUCGAUGGAGCCAGAGCCGUUUAAUCUGAAUGUGGCAUCACCUGUUUCUUCUAGAAGACUUUUCAUGGAAAGUGUUACAGGGUUUUCAGACAUUACAUGCAGUAAGAAUAGUGUUUACAAUGGUAAUAGGAUUGCGAGUGAAAAAACUGAAAAAGUUAGCGAUAGACAACCAGUGGUUGCAGAUAUGGCAGUGACAAGUAACAGAAGUGAAAACAGAGAAAUCUCUGAGAACAAUGGUUCUGUUGAUGUUAGAUCUGAAACUAACUUUUCUAUUCUUGGCUUAUCAGAUGAAAAAUCUCAGUGUGACAUAUCCAGUGGUAGAACAUCAGAUGAGAAGUUACGAAAUAAAAGCGUUUACAGUGUUCGAGCAUCAGCUAAAAAACUAUUAGAUAGAUCUGCAAUGUCUUUGCCAAAACAAGAUUCCCCCAAUACUUUAAGUCCAAAAUCAAAGUCUAAAGCUCAAGAAGACACUGGAAAUACAGCAAAACAUAUGGUAAGGGCAGGUUCUGGGAGAAAUAGGACGAAGUCUCCAGUAGAAAUGAUGGUAACCAGAAGUAGCAGUAGAAGGAAAUUAGUAUUAUACAAAUUAAAAUCUUGUACAUGAUUGUAAAUAAUUACAUUUUGUGAGUUUUCUAAAAUAUCUAAACUGUUAAAUAUUCAUGUAAUAUAUAAUAACCUGUUAGAAAUGGCAAGUGAUAACUAUUUUGUAUGUUCUUUAGUUUUGAAUACAGUGAAUGUUCUUUUUAUAAAAGUAAGUCAUAAUGGAAUUUUGUUUGUGAUAUAUUAGUAUGUUACUGAUAAGUUACCCAUACACGUGUAUAAAUUAUCAGUGCUGAAAAUUUGGCAUCCUUUAAUUUGUAACCAAAAAAGUAUCUAUUCUAUAUGUCAGUAUAAACUUUGCAAUCUCAAGUGCUAGUAACAUUAUAUUUGUAUUAUUACUGUUCAUUUUGAAGUAUUUGUUUUUAUAAAAUAUGUAAUUUUAUCAAAAAUGUUAAAUAAGGUUUUAGAAUGACAUAA
Messenger RNA from Zootermopsis nevadensis, 10319 nucleotides. RefSeq names its product over compensating males. The record is from RefSeq and is a predicted model, not a curated record. Lineage: Eukaryota; Metazoa; Arthropoda; Insecta; Blattodea; Termopsidae.